CAAGUCAUGAAACGAGCCCUCCAAAACUCGGAUAUCCUGGCUGAAUUGUCGGAACGAUUAAUCGACGAUAUGAAAGUUCAAGCCACUCGGGACAUUCGCAAAAAGGUUAUGGACCUCGAUAAAGCCGUAGCCGUAAUUUCUUGGAUUAAAAAAACUUCCUCGGCUAUGCUGGAAGACAGUUCGGAUUAUAAUAAAGGCUUCCAAAAACCCAACUCGACUACUUGGAACAAAGUUAUUGCCAACAGCCAAAGCAAAAGGGACCAAAUAUUAAUGAUUGACCCCGACUUUUUACAAGAAAUCGAAACUCGAUUUUUAUCCGAUGUGGGUAAUUUCGAGUUAGUUAAUUUAAAGGCCAUGUUUUUAGAAACUAUCGAACGGAAAAUGCUCAACAAGGUAAAAGUCCAAAUCCGAGAUAUUAACUCCUUUGCUUAUACGAUUAUUGCCGAGGACGGCAUACGGAGUGAACCCAUUGCCGCUAGUGGUUCCACCAAGUUUUAUUUUCAACCGACUGUCAUCGGGGGAGUUAUUCCUUUUGCUAAUGCUUGUGCUCUGGUAGACAGUGGUAAAAACCCAGUUAAAUAA
Messenger RNA from Racocetra persica, 582 nucleotides. NCBI's taxonomy places the organism in Eukaryota, Fungi, Glomeromycota, Glomeromycetes, Diversisporales, Gigasporaceae. The record is from the annotation of a GenBank genome assembly.